AUGGGAAAGCCCCUUGUGUAUGAGAUCCUGCAGAAACCUGCCACGAGCUGCAUCAUAGCGAUAUGCUCCACAAUCUGGUUCUUCAUACAGAAGAAAAAUGUCGGCUACGGGAACGUGGGAUUGAGCUAUGAAACUGCGGCGGAAGGGCAUCACUGGCGGGUCAUCACCUCCGCGUUCUCCCACAUCAGUGUGAUCCAUUUGGUCUUCAACAUGAGCGCCCUCUGGAGUCUGGGGGCCAUAGAACAGCUGGGUCAGAUGGGUCUCGGCGUGGAGUUCUACCUCCAUUACACUCUUGUUUUGGUAAUUCUCUCUGGUUUACUGGUGCUGGGGAUCUACCAUGUUCUGAUCCAGAGGUUCAAGCUGGACUAUUUCCGGAGGGUGACUGCUGUCGGGUACUCUGCCGUCGUAUUUGGCUGGAUGACGAUCCUCGCAGUGAAGCAGCCAUCGUCGAAGCUGAACUUAUUCGGGGUCCUCUCGCUCCCCAUCAGCUUUGCCCCAUUCGAGUCGCUGGUGUUCACUUCCAUUAUUGUUCCUCAGGCGAGCUUCCUCGGCCAUCUAUCUGGGAUCAUCGUUGGCUACUCCAUAGCUUGGGGUCUGAUCCAAGGCAUGAACAACUAUUGGGCCAUCUCGAUGCUCGGGUGGACGAUCCUCGUGUUUGCGUUGAGUCUGAAGCACAGUGGCGCGUUUGACCUCCGCUUUAUCGAGAUUGAGGUUGUUCAGGAUCUCUCCUUGCCCACUGUGAGCCCUGUUGCUCCUGGAAAUGGUAGAACUCUGCAAAUGGACGCAUUGCCUCUCCUGGGUGCAGACAUUCUGUAG
Messenger RNA from Spirodela intermedia, 816 nucleotides. The record is from the annotation of a GenBank genome assembly. Lineage: Eukaryota; Viridiplantae; Streptophyta; Magnoliopsida; Alismatales; Araceae.